Molecule: messenger RNA, 1185 nt
Organism: Closterium sp. Naga37s-1
Lineage: Eukaryota; Viridiplantae; Streptophyta; Zygnematophyceae; Desmidiales; Closteriaceae
Source: the annotation of a GenBank genome assembly
AUGGCUUCGGCUGCGCACACGGCAACCACAACAGAAGGGAUUUCCGAGGGUAAUUCACCCGCGCGGAACGGACUCGUUCAAAUCUCCGGGCUGAAGGAGCUCGUUGAAACGGGGAAAUACGAGGCCUGGAUUCUGGACCAGUUUGGGGUGCUACACGACGGCAAGAAGGCAUAUCCCCAGGCGAUCGAAGCAUUGCGCCAGCUGGCAGCAUCUGGUGCCAAGGUGGUGCUUCUCAGCAACUCGUCUCGCAGGGUGGAGGUGGCUUCCAAGAAGCUUCCUUCUCUGGGCUUUGACCCGUCGCUCUUCUGUGGAAUCGUGACGAGUGGGGAGAUCAUACACCGACACUUGAUGGAUCGCUCCCUCGACCCUUUUUUCCAGACGCUCGGAUCAAAGUGCCUGCAAUUCACCUGGGCUGCCAGGGGAGCGGUUUCUCUGGAGGGGUUGGGUCUCCAAGUGGUAGAGUCACCAGAAGAAGCGGAUUUUAUCCUCGCGCACGGCACAGAGGCAGUGGGGGUCGCAGAAGCAGGAAAACCCGCCCGCCCGGCCUCACUGGAUGAGCUGGCGGGGCUGAUGAGACGGGCGGCGGAGGAGGGGCGGCGGAGAGGCAGGAUGAUCCCGAUGGUCGUGGCUAACCCUGAUAUAGUCACCGUGGAAGCCCGGGCUUUAAGGGUCAUGCCUGGGACUUUGGCUCGGCAAUACGAGCAGAUGGGUGGUGUGGUCAAGUGCAUGGGGAAACCAGACCCAAUUUCUUUUCGGGCAGCCCAGCAGCUGACCGGGAUCUCUCUCGACCGCACAAUCAUGGUCGGCGACUCGCUACACCACGACAUUCUAGGGGCGGAAUCUUUCGGCAUUGACUGCGUGUUUGUAGCAGGGGGGAUACAUGCGGAUCAACUAGGGGUGCCACCACCAGCACCAGCAGCAGCAGCAGCAGAGGAGGAGGAGGAGGAGGAGGAGGAGGAGGAGGAGGAGGAGGAGGAGGAGGAGGAGGAGGAGGAGGAGGAGGAGGAGGAGGAGGAACAGGGGAGAAGAGAGGGGAAUGAAGUGAUGAGGGGAAUGGGAGGGGAAAAUGUGGAGAGUAAAAUAGAGAGGGAGGCAGGGGGGGAAAUGAAUGAGGGGAAGUUGAGAGAGCUGCUAGAAGAAACGGGUGCUGAUCCUUCAUAUGUGCUGCCUUAUUUCCAGUGGUAA